Molecule: messenger RNA, 576 nt
Organism: Iphiclides podalirius (scarce swallowtail)
Lineage: Eukaryota; Metazoa; Arthropoda; Insecta; Lepidoptera; Papilionidae
Source: the annotation of a GenBank genome assembly
AUGCAAGUUUAUCUUGUAGAUUUUAUAUACUUCGUGUCAUGUUUAAUUUACCGUGCCACACAAUUCGCGGACGGCCAGGAAGACGAUGAUUACGUCUUGAAUUUCGAUUCUGCGCUCUACGUCUGUGGGGACGAGCAGAGCGCGACCUAUUUCGGCACGUCGCAGGUCGAAGUGACCAGGUUCAACGAGACGAACGCAUACAUGUUCGGCGCCAUCGGUUUCCUCGAGGGCCUUCGCGUAAACACGCUUGUCGAGAUAUUUGUGGAGAAAGAGUCGUCUGGCCGAUACGAAAUGGUGAUGUCGCACGAAAUAUGCAAUUUAUGCGACGAGUUGGAUCGAGAGGAGGGCAAAUAUUACAAAUGUCUAAAGAACUUCGAUUUUCCGAAAAAGUGUCCUCUUCGGCCGGGGGAUUACAGCAUAAACAACUUCGUGUUGGACACAGAGUAUCUUCCAGUAAAUAAAGGGACAGCGGGACGGUAUCAGGUCACCCAGUUCUACAGCAGUACAGAGAGCAAUUGCAUAGGAGCGAAAACUUUCGUUGGAUGCUUGAAAGUCGACCUCGUCAUUGAACCGAAA